AUAUAAUUAGAAUUAUGUUUAUAAAAUACGAAAUGGGCAAUUGAUAAGCCUCGUCGAUAGAUACAUAAAAUAGUUAGGGCAAGACGAGAAGAGCAAGGAGGCACAGCGACAAGAAAGCCGGCACGCUACCUUGGAUCUUCUAUUUAUAUCGCCGUUGAAGUCGCAAUUGGAAAUGGCUGAUCACGAUUCAAAUUCCAACUCGCUUCUGGAAAAUCAAACCCCUAAUCCGGAUGGGAAUUCAGCUUCUGAGAAUGAGAGUGAUGCAUCAAUUGAUUCUCUAGCGCGACAGGUUCAGGAAUCUCUUUCUCUGGCAAAGAGACACAAAUUUUGGGAAACCCAGCCUGUUGGUCAGUUCAAGGAUCUUGGUGACUCAAGCUUGCCUGAAGGACCUAUUGAACCUCCAACACCAUUGUCUGAAGUCAAACAAGAACCUUAUAACCUUCCCAAUCUCUAUGAAUGGAUUACUUGUGACAUGGAAACAACUGAGAUGUGUACUGAGGUAUAUAACCUCCUCAGUAAUAAUUAUGUGGAGGAUGAUGAUAACAUGUUCAGGUUUAACUACUCUAAGGAGUUCCUUCAUUGGGCUCUUCGCCCUCCUGGUCAUUACAAGAGCUGGCAUAUUGGAGUUCGAGUUAAGAGUUCAAAAAAACUGGUUGCUUUUAUAACUGGAGUCCCUGCAAGACUUCGUGUGCGGGACAGUAUUGUUCAAAUGGCAGAAAUCAAUUUCCUUUGUGUUCAUAAGAAGCUUAGAUCAAAACGACUUGCUCCGGUCAUGAUUAAAGAGGUGACUAGGAGGGUUCACUUGGAAAACAUUUGGCAAGCAGCUUAUACAGCUGGUGUGGUUCUCCCUACACCCAUAUCAACUUGUCAGUACUGGCAUAGAUCAUUGAACCCAAAGAAACUAAUUGAUGUUGGGUUUUCUAGACUUGGGGCAAGAAUGACCAUGAGCCGCACGAUAAAACUUUACAAGUUACCGGAGUCAACUGUUACUCCUGGAUUUAGGAAGAUGGAACUCCAUGAUGUUCCUGCGGUUACCCGUUUACUUAGGAACUACUUGCUGCAGUUUCUUGUCGCACCUGACCUUGAUGAAAAUGAUGUGGAGCACUGGCUUCUUCCAAAAGAGGAUGUUGUGGACAGUUUUUUGGUUGAAAGCCCUGAAACCCAUGAAAUAACUGAUUUCUGCAGUUUUUACACUCUCCCAUCAUCCAUUCUGGGCCACCCUAGUCACUCAAUUCUGAAGGCUGCAUAUUCCUACUACAAUGUAUCUACCAAGACUCCGUUGCUUCAGCUGAUGAAUGAUGCUCUUAUAAUGGCAAAACAUAAAGAUUAUGAUGUUUUUAAUGCAUUAGAUGUCAUGCAAAAUGACUCGUUUCUGAAGGAGCUGAAAUUUGGACCAGGUGAUGGGAAGCUCCAUUAUUAUCUCUAUAACUACAGAAUAAAACAUGUCUUGAGACCAUCAGAACUUGGUCUCGUCCUCUUGUAGUUAUGCUCUUCUGCAUCAUAUGGGAUCUUCGAAAGAAAUCUUCUUGUAACCAGGGCUGAACAUUUUAUUUCAUAAUACACCUGUAAUUGGGCCUUGUGUUGUAUUUGUGUUUUUGGAUUCGGGAAUCAGAUUUUUCUGUGGUACUGUUGCAGCAAAUUUUGGAUCUAAAGAACUCUUUUAUUUGGUUUUGCAA
Daucus carota subsp. sativus is the source of this 1676-nucleotide messenger RNA. RefSeq names its product glycylpeptide N-tetradecanoyltransferase 1. Gene Ontology annotation, biological process: N-terminal peptidyl-glycine N-myristoylation. Gene Ontology annotation, cellular component: cytoplasm. The transcript is spliced from 2 exons. The record is from RefSeq and is a predicted model, not a curated record. The coding region runs from base 173 to 1483 and encodes 436 amino acids. Lineage: Eukaryota; Viridiplantae; Streptophyta; Magnoliopsida; Apiales; Apiaceae. Gene Ontology annotation, molecular function: glycylpeptide N-tetradecanoyltransferase activity.